Messenger RNA from Microcebus murinus (gray mouse lemur), 8024 nucleotides. The record is from RefSeq and is a predicted model, not a curated record. NCBI's taxonomy places the organism in Eukaryota, Metazoa, Chordata, Mammalia, Primates, Cheirogaleidae.
AUUUUUUUUUUUUUUAACCCACCAAGUAUUUUGUACCCAUGAGUAAAAGAGAAGCUUCUAGCCCUUCAUGAGAGAACAAGAAAGGGCAGAACUGAGAGUGUUAGGAUCACAGUAAAGUGAGUUUCUGAUCCUCUCUAGCAGCCGUGAAGAGCUCUACUUGGACCGUUUGCCUUCUGAGAACUUUUACACCUUGACUCUGGAUGUCUGUCUGUGGGAAAAAACCCCCAGCUGUACCAGGGUUGCUUCUAUCUGCUAGAUUAACUGUGCAGUCAAAUUUUCUUUCGGGCAGAUGUAUGAACUUGACAUCAUAAGUGUUGGCACGAGGCAAAUGUACGGAUGCAACAACGAACAAAUUCAGGAGUGGAACAAACUGUAACUAGGAGCCUCCUAGCUGUAGGCACUCCACUGAACUCCACACUGAGACUUGGAGGAGGGGCAUCAUCUGAUCACACUGGGGGGUGGGCAGUCAGGGAGGACUUCUUGGCGGUGGUGACACACGAGGGGCGUUUUGAAGUAUGAGAAGGAGUCAGAAAAAGAGUUGAGAGGAGAAAGGAAUCUGGGAAUCAAGACCUGCUUCUCGGGGACGGGCCUGGGUGCUGCGGGGUUUGGCCGGGGCAAAGGUUGCCCGUGGAGGCGUGGCAGCGGGUGACGCUGGGGAGAUAGGCGGUGCCGCGUCCUGGAAGGGAGUCUUGGAGGAAACCGUGGAGAUUGCAGUUUACUCUGAGUCUCCACAGGGCCCUCAGAGGGUCUUAAGCAGGGGUGGGUGUGACCAGAUUCACACCUGAGAGGGCGCGGCGAGGUGGGCUGUGGAGGAUGGAUUGGAGGGGGACAGGACUGGAGCUUGUCACAGCGAUUCAGUGGCCGUUCCUGCAGCAGCGCCGCCGGCGUGUCAGCCCAAGAGUGCCACUAACGGGCAACCUGCGGCUCCACGCCUCUCCAUUUCCUCCCGAGCCACGGUGGUAGCCAGAAUGGAAGGUGCCUCCCAGGGGGGCCUGCAGACCGUCAUGAAGUGGAAGACAGUGGUCGCCAUCUUCGUGGUCGUGGUGGUCUACCUCGUCGCCGGUGGUCUCGUCUUCCGGGCGCUAGAGCAGCCCUUUGAGAGCAGCCAGAAGAACACCAUCGCCUUGGAGAAGGCGGAAUUCCUGCGGGAUCACGUGUGUGUGAGCCCCCAGGAGUUGGAGACCUUGAUCCAGCAUGCGCUUGAUGCUGACAAUGCGGGAGUCAGUCCCAUAGGAAACUCUUCUAACAACAGCAGUCACUGGGACCUUGGCAGUGCCUUUUUCUUUGCUGGAACCGUCAUCACCACCAUAGGGUAUGGGAAUAUUGCUCCAAGCACUGAAGGAGGCAAAAUCUUUUGUAUUUUAUAUGCCAUCUUUGGAAUUCCACUCUUUGGUUUCUUAUUGGCUGGAAUUGGAGACCAACUUGGAACCAUCUUUGGGAAAAGCAUUGCAAGAGUGGAGAAGGUCUUUCGAAAAAAGCAAGUGAGUCAGACCAAGAUCCGGGUCAUCUCAACCAUCCUGUUCAUCUUGGCCGGCUGCAUCGUGUUUGUGACGAUCCCUGCCGUCAUUUUUAAAUACAUCGAGGGAUGGACGGCCUUGGAGUCCAUUUACUUUGUGGUGGUCACUCUGACCACGGUGGGCUUUGGUGAUUUUGUGGCAGGGGGAAACGCUGGCAUCAAUUACCGGGAGUGGUAUAAGCCCCUGGUGUGGUUUUGGAUCCUUGUUGGCCUUGCCUACUUUGCAGCUGUUCUCAGUAUGAUCGGAGAUUGGCUACGGGUUCUAUCCAAAAAGACAAAAGAAGAGGUGGGCGAGAUCAAGGCGCACGCGGCCGAGUGGAAGGCCAACGUGACGGCCGAGUUCCGGGAGACGCGGCGGCGGCUGAGCGUGGAGAUCCACGACAAGCUGCAGCGGGCGGCCACCAUCCGCAGCAUGGAGCGCCGGCGGCUGGGCCUGGACCAGAGGGCGCACUCGCUCGACAUGCUGUCCCCCGAGAAGCGCUCCGUCUUCGCCGCGCUGGACGCCGGCCGCUUCAAGGCCUCGUCCCAGGAGAGCAUCAACAACCGGCCCAACAAUCUGCGCCUCAAGGGGUCGGAGCAGCUCAACAAACACGGGCAGGGCGCGUCCGAGGACAACAUCAUCAACAAGUUCGGGUCCACCUCCAGGCUCACCAAGAGGAAAAACAAGGACCUCAAAAAGGCCUUGCCCGAGGACGUUCAGAAAAUCUACAAGACCUUCCGGAAUUACUCUCUGGAUGAAGAGAAGAAAGAGGAGGAGACAGAAAAGAUGUGCAACUCGGACAACUCCAGCACGGCCGUGCUGAUGGACUGCAUCCAGCAGCAGCACGCGGGGCUGGAGAACGGAAUGGUACCCACGGACACCAAAGACGGGGAGCUCGAGAACAACUCACUACUUGAAGACAGAAACUAAAUGUGAAGGACAUUGGACUUGGACUGAGCGUUCGGGUUUUUUUGUUGUUGUUGUUGUUUUCGUUUUUGUUUUUGUUCUUUUUUAUAUAUAUAUAUUCACACUGAGACACGUGCCUUAAACAGACUUCUUGUUAGUCCAAAAUUACAUAGCAUUGGAGAAUAUAUUUCACUGUGCCAUAAACAACUGAAAGCUUGCUCUGCCAAAAGGAAUCAAAGAACAGCAACUUCAUGUCGGAUAGCGACCGGGGGACGCAGGGGAGCGUCCGAGGGCGCGCGCGUGGCAGGUUGUGGCUGUGCGCGUCGAGGGUGUUUUCGGUGGCGGUGGCGGUGCCGCUGUGCCGCGCCGCCCUGGCGUGACGCACAGACAAGGGCAGCUAAUUCCUUAGACCAGCCUCCCGGAAGGAACAGGUGUGUCUUUUAAGUGGAGCCUUGCGCACAUGCAGGAGGGGACCUGCUUGGGGAAGGAGGGGGGGGGACUGGUUUAACCAUAACGAGGGUGUAGAGGUGACAUUUAGGCAUGCGCUCUGAGCUCCACUUUUGAUACAAACCAUUCAGUGCGUAAUAUUAAAUACCAAGUCUUUCUAAGCUCCAGAUGAAUGUCUGUGGGACCCGAGAGCACCUGGAAUUUGUUGGAAGCAGAUCAGAGCACACGUAUUAAAAAGGUGCAAUUGCUUUUCUCAUUGCAAAAGAAAAAAAAAUACAAACACAUCACACUGUGGAUAUUACCUUAACCAAUGACAGAAGCCUACUGAGUCUGGUCUUUCUCGCAGGGGUAGGCAGUCUAAAUGAACUUGCAAGCAUUGGUGAAAACUCAGCAUCAACCGCUGCAUGGUUAAAGGCCAAUCACGCGUUUUUCCUCAGUGGGUGCAAUAGUGAAAAUAAACUGGUUUUGAAAUGUCCAUGUUCACUUUUCUAGUGGAACUUCGGUUAUCACUUGUUUUGAUAAGAGGGGGGAAAAAUACCAAAACUAUUGCCUUGCAUGAUGCCAGUGGCUUGCUGUUUUGUCUAGCUGAUCCUAAAUUUUUAUAAAAAUAAGACUUCCUGCUUUUCUGAGACAUACCAAGGGGUACCAUGGCAUCUUUCCAUCUCAGGGCUUUCUGUCCCUUUGGGUGUCUUAGGGUAGACAUAGUUAUGAGAUCCAAUCUUGCUAUUUCCAAACAAAAGGAAAAUUAAUCCCUCACCCAACCCUUGUAUAGAAAGCUUAAAAAUGUUUUUAUUGCUUGCAGCAUAAGUGCCAUUAACUCCAUUUAAAAAUAAGUCUUAGAAGUACUUAAAAUAUUUAAUUUUCCUUUUAUGUUUGGGCAUUCCUUUAUUCUGAAGGCAUCACUUCUUCUCCUUGCCUGUUUCAUCUCACACCUGUUAGUUACUAAAACUAGACCACCCCUGCAAUUGAUUGUUUCUAGACAAACCGAGAGCCACUACGUGAUAAUUAUCAUCCUUACGCGAGGUUAGAGCGUCCAAGUGAAAGAAAGUAGGGGAGUGGCCAGUCAUAGGUUCUGAGAGGAUGACUUUUACAUGGAUUCUUUUAUCAGAAAGGGAAAUACAUGUAUUAGGCCAUCAUCCUGUGUGUGCCUCAGUCCUUAUCGCGAUUGGCUGGCUGUUGCGCUGGUUCAGAGUCAGCCAUUUGGGCCACACACUUAAACAUUCGGACCUGGCAACGCCAGGAAGUUGCUGGCUGUGGGCCUUCUGGGCUCACUGCCACCUUUUGGGGGAAUUCGUGGGAUUUUACAUAACUAACCCACAGUGUAGAUUUAUUGAAAGAUCACAGGACCAGUGGGGGACGCUUCCAGCAGCUAUCAAGUGCUUUCUGACUUCCAGGGAAAAUUAUACUCAGUACAUCCGUGACCGCUGCCACUUGGCUGACCUGUCCCUGCUUGGUUCUCAAAAAAUGCACGGCUCUCCCCCUGCCUGGAGCACAUGCAGCCCUCCCUGCUCCCCUGCAAACCUUCAGGCUCUAGCUAAAGCUCUGGCACUGCUUUUGAAAAAGAACUAAACAAGAAUCAAGUUUGAUGAGGUCCUUUCUAUCCGAGGAAGGUCUGUGUUAACGCCUCCUUUGGGCUGGACCUGUGGCUCACCGGUGACAUCCUGUGUUGACAUAGUGAUAAACAGCCACUUGGGAAAUGAUGUUUAUGCAGGUAUGGAUGCUGGCUUUUGCUGUGGGAAUCGUUCCAGCCUGACCAAAUGUGUUUUAAGGAAUUGGUGGAAAACUGAGACUUCCUCUCUUAUUCUGACAAGUUGAAGUUUCCUGACUAAACUGUCCAUGGAUCUCACUCAUUUGCGUUUCCACUCCGUUUUACCUUGGUACCUUCUUUGCGGUGGUGUGUUAAAAUUCCAGGCCCUACGGUCCAAUCUGGCAAAGAGGUUUCCCUAUCAUUUAUCUAGUGCCUUCCGUGGGCCAGGCACUGGGUUAGGCACUUUAUGAACGUCAGCUCACUGAAACCCUAUCAUACUAUGUGGGAGUAUUUGCAAACCCAUUAUGUAGAUGAGGACAUGAAGGCUCAGAGAAGCUAAGUAACCUACACAGUGGCACACAGCAAGAAGGUGGUGGAGCUGGUAUUCAAAGUCUGACCAAAGUCUGCUUUCAACUUUGCUACAGUUUUUGUGUCAUGCACCCAUGUGUAUAUGUGUGUGUGUGUGUGCGCGUGCGUGUGUGCGUGUGUGUGUGCGCGUGUGUCUUUCUAGCUUCCUGGACACAGCUUACAGAUGUGGGGAGAAGAUGUGGAGGAAUCUUUACCACCAAGAGAGUAUAAGGUCUUGGUGUAAACACGACCUAAAGGGUCUCCCUUGCAGACACCUCUUGUAUGUUUCCUUUUUGUUUUGGUUUCGGAAAUGCUGUAUGUGGCACCCUUUUCAUAUUGUUAAAAAUGCCCUUCGAGAGCACUCUUUUGCACUUUACUUGCUUAUCUUGCAGGAACUCCAUAUAUAGCAGGAAUAAAACAGUUCAAAGCACUGAGCCGCACACUCUAGCAGAUGGGACAGGGGCCCGUGCUGGUGUGAGCACAGAUGCUUCCCCGAGCGAGUCGAAUCAUAACAUACAGAAGGAUCAAAAAUAACCUUGGGCCGGGAGUGGGAAAAUCGAUAUAACCCAUUCAUUCCCUGAGUAUGGUGGGCAGAGGCCCUGAUGAAUAAAAUCAAAAAAGACUUUCUAUAGAGAUGGAUCCAUUAAAUAGAUAGGCAAGAGUUUAGAAAACUAUAAAGCAUUCUCCAAAGGAGAAGCUGAGAGAGAAGAAGGGGUUGGAUUUCCUCUUCAUAUACGAUUUGGGGGGAAGCCAGUUGUUCCGAAGUUACUUGAAUGUUACCCCUUUUUUUUAGAUGGGGCCAAAUAGCAUAUAGAAUACACGUGAUAAGGCAAAGCUGCUACAUAUUCUAUACACCCAUCAGCACAGCCCUCCUUGCCCAAACUGCACUCCCACCCUUUCAUAAACCUGGAAUAAAAGGUUUGAUUUUGCACAAGGAAAGAGAGCGUGUUCGAGACCUUCGGUGGGCAGUGUCUUUUGCCUCACCUGGCAAUCGGGCACUGAAUUUUUCUUCCACAACAGACUUGGAGGUUUACUGGUGAUAGCCAAGGGACAGUUUGGAGAGAUGGCAGCUCAAUACUCAGUUCUCACCCAAUAGUGAUUUCAGGAAUUGAGCACUUUUGGUGUAGGGCUGUAUAGUGUGUGUGUGUUUGGGGUGGGUAGGGGUGUCCCUGGCUUGUAACUAAGGUGCAUGGGACCAUAUGUGCUUCACCAGCUGUGGCCUGUGGUUGUGGGCGCAUCAGUUCCCUGCCUAGAUCUCUGUCACCUCGUCUGCACAUCAAGGGAGUUGAGCACAGAUAAUAAUGAAGGUCCCUUUUAGUUGUGCAGUUCCCUGAUGAAACAAACAUGCCCCAGUCCAUAAGUUAACCAAAUUUAUUAAGAAAGUUAUAAGUUGGAUUUGUGAAUACUAAUGGUCCUACCCCUUUUAGGUUAAGGUGAGAGCUUGGUCUCCUGCCCUUUGGGAUUUGUUUUCUGGGUGAUUGAUGGAGACCAGAUGUACUUGGGACACUGGUGUCCAAAUUAGGAUUGUGCCCUGUGUAGGCUCUCUCUCUAUCCUCCCUGGUAGCUUUUUAGCACACUGUCACCCAGAGGGCUCAUUUGAUGCGGGCAUUUUUUGCAUGGUGUUAAGACUAGUUAAAGAAUUUUAAGCUGUUGCUAUUUGCAGUAAAUUGUACUUAAAGUUCCCUUUGAUGACUUCAUGGAUUCACGUACUGUGGACAGACAGACAUCUCUCUCAUACACACACACACACAGAAGAAAUGGCUGCUUUGGGUUCUGCGGGGACCAUUCCAAGUUGAAAGUCCUGGGAGUCCUAAACACUAACAAACCACCCCCUUGCCUCCCUCUGAGAUGGUAUCACUUCCUGGCUAAGUCAAUGCUGCAUAUCUAUUUGUGUGCUUGGUUUUGAAGAUUAGCAAGAAUGUGGCCAGAGUUUGGGUGGGGCAGGUUUUUACUCAUUGCAUUGGAUGAGAAUGUGAACCAUCCAACGCAUACCAUCGUUUCUGAACCAUAGGAACAGGAAAACAAACCAACAUGCAGAGCCUCUCUGAAACAAGAAAGAGAAAACAAGCCAGUAUUACGUUCCAUACCUCUGCUUUCUGCCUUCCGCUAAAGGUUUCGAGUGGGGUGAGUCUUUCUCGGUGUCACGAUGCCACUGUGUGCAAAGGCAGUGGCUGAGUGGGCAGGGGGAGCUUUUGGUGACAUCGUUUAAGAGCUAGUCAGUAAAGGCCUUAAAAAUAAAAAUGGUAACUCUCUGAAACAAAAGUCUCCUUCAGGUGGCAUUGUGGGUGCUGUUAGUUUUGCAUACGGAAAUUUUAGAAUAGCAUGCUAAUUACACAGCUGUAAGUAAAGCCUUUGUCCUUGCACAAUAGCUGCGGUGGACUUCACCAACCUGCCCAUACUCCACGUAAACCUCGGUCCUCCCGUGGCAGUCUGUAAGUCUUAUGACAUCAGCAUGGUGGCGUUGAGGAGAAAUGAGAGGUGUCCCCGAUUUUACUGAAAGUGAUUAUCGUUUUCACAGGUGCCUGAGUUUUGGAAUCUACUUUGUGUUCUUGGCUCUUAGGUGAAAAAUCUCAAAUAGUUUCCUGUGCAUUAAAAAAAAAAAAAAAAAACAAUUCCUUGAGAGGACUCCCACUCCAUCGACCCAGCAGACCUGUGCUGCAGAGGAUGCCUGCACAACCUCUCCUUUGCCAUCAGGGCUCCGAGCGUGAAGGGAGCAGGUGCAGUGGUGCCUAAAAGAGAUAUGCAAACCACCCCACAUGCCGGCCUCCAGCCUCUUCCCCGUCCCAGCGUCACAGGCAGGGGACCUGGUGACAACGACGAUAAACCCAUGUGUGGAGGUGUCUUACCUAUGUUUUCUCUCUGUAGGAUUUCAUGGUGCUUUAAAAAAAAAAGGCAUUUUACAGAAAAUAAUGCGGGGGGAGGGGGAUUUCGUAAUGUUCUUAGGAAAAGUACAAAACAAAUUUGCUUGUAACAUUUCAAUAAGCUGUGCUGCUAUUGUCUUUAUUUGAUGAUGUAGUUUUGUUUUGUUUUGUUUUUUAAUGAUGGAGAAAAUUGCAACAAAGACCUUCUGGAAGAUCCAA